Messenger RNA from Echinops telfairi (small Madagascar hedgehog), 8852 nucleotides. It is a transcript of the gene ANKRD11, whose product is annotated as ankyrin repeat domain 11. Gene Ontology annotation, biological process: anatomical structure morphogenesis. The coding region runs from base 147 to 8150 and encodes 2667 amino acids. Gene Ontology annotation, cellular component: nucleus. The record is from RefSeq and is a predicted model, not a curated record. Lineage: Eukaryota; Metazoa; Chordata; Mammalia; Afrosoricida; Tenrecidae. Gene Ontology annotation, molecular function: protein binding. The transcript is spliced from 12 exons.
GAAAGUAAAGAUACAAGGACCCCGGACCAGUUUUACUCUCCAACAAAUCGUUACUCCAAGGCCUUAUCCCUCCAAUGCAUCUCUUUCUCACGACAGACGACGAGGCGACGGCGGUGUAAAUGAAGAUCACGUGAGGGAGCAGAACGAUGCCCAAGGGCGGGUGUUCUAAGACACCACAGCCAGAAGAUUUUUCUCUCAGCAACGACAUGGUGGAGAAACAAACCGGGAAAAAGGAUAAAGAUAAAGUUUCUCUAACCAAGACCCCGAAGCUGGAGCGCAGUGAUGGUGGGAAAGAGGUGAGAGAGCGCAGCACCAAGCGCAAGCUGCCCUUUACUGUCAGCACCAAUGGAGAGCAGAAGGACUCGGACACAGAGAAGCAGGGCCCUGAGCGGAAGAGGAUCAAAAAGGAGCCCGCCACGCGCAAGGCCGGCCUGCUGUUCGGCAUGGGGCUGUCUGGGAUCCGAGCUGGCUACCCCCUCUCUGAGCGCCAGCAGGUGGCUCUCCUCAUGCAGAUGACGGCGGAGGAGUCUGCAAACAGUCCAGUAGACACAACACCAAAGCACCCCACGCAGUCUGCAGUGUGUCCGAAGGGGACGCCCAACUCUGCCUCGAAAACCAAAGACAAAGUUAACAAGAGGAACGAGCGCGGGGAGACGCGCCUGCACCGGGCCGCCAUCCGCGGGGAUGCCCGGCGCAUCAAAGAGCUCAUCAGUGAGGGCGCAGACGUCAACGUCAAGGACUUUGCAGGCUGGACAGCCCUGCAUGAGGCCUGUAACCGUGGCUACUACGACGUUGCAAAGCAACUGCUAGCAGCUGGUGCCGAGGUGAACACCAAGGGCCUGGAUGAUGACACGCCCCUGCACGAUGCUGCCAACAACGGGCACUACAAGGUAGUGAAGCUGUUGCUGCGGUAUGGCGGGAACCCUCAGCAGAGCAACAGGAAAGGCGAGACUCCGCUGAAAGUCGCCAAUUCCCCAACCAUGGUGAACCUCCUGCUGGGCAAGGGCACGUACACGUCCAGUGAAGAGAGCUCCACCGCAGAGAGCUCAGAAGAGGAGGAUGCGCCCUCAUUCGCACCGUCCAGCUCAGUGGAUGGCAAUAACACAGACUCUGAAUUUGAAAAGGGCCUGAAGCACAAGGCCAAGAACCCAGAGCCCCCCAAAACCGUGACUCCUGUCAAGGAUGAGUACGAGUUUGAUGAGGAUGACGAACAAGACAGGGUCCCUCCCCUGGACGAUAAGCACUUGUUAAAAAAGGAUUACAGAAAAGAGACUAAGGCCAACAGUUUUAUUUCUAUACCCAAAAUGGAAGUGAAAAGUUACACUAAAAACAGCACAAUUGCACCAAAGAAAGCCGCACAUCGCAUCUUGUCAGACACAUCGGACGAAGAGGAGGCAAGUGUCACCAUGGGGACAGGAGAAAAACUGAGACUGUCCGCACACACCAUGCUGCCCAGUAACAAACGUGAGUCUUCUAGUUCCAAGCAACAAAAAGAAAAAACGAAAGUGAAAAAGAAGCGGAAGAAAGAAACAAAAGGCAAAGAAGUUCGGUUUGGAAAAAGGAGUGACAAGUUCUGCUCGUCUGAAUCUGAGAGCGAGCCUCUGGGGAGUGAGGAGGACGACGGCUCGGUUGGAAGCUCUGGCUGUACCAAGGGGUCGCCACUGGUGCUGAAGGAACCCUCCCUGUUCAGCUCGCUCUCUGCCUCAUCCACCUCCUCCCACGGGAGCACUGCCUCCCAGAAGCAUAACCCCAACCACGCUGACCAGCACUCCAAGCACUGGAGGACGGACAAUUGGAAGACCAUCUCCUCUCCCGCCUGGUCCGAGGUCAGCUCCCUGUCAGACUCCACGCGGACACGGCUGACAAGUGAGUCUGAUUGCUCCUCCGAGGCCUCCAGCCUUGAGUCCCUGAAGCCCAUCAGGAAGAAGCGGGAGCACAGGAAGGGCGGCCUGCAGGGCGUGCUCUCUGAGAGGAGGGGCGCGUUCCACGCGAGCGUAGAAGGCGCCAUCCCAAAACUGGACAAAGAGGGAAAGAUCAUCAAAAAACACAAAACGAAACAUAAACACAAAAACAAGGAAAAAGGACAGUGUUCUGUCAGCCAGGAGCUGAAACUGAAGAGCUUUACUUAUGAGUAUGACGACUCCAAGCAGAAGCCGGAUAAGGCCAUCCUCCUGGACAAUGACAUGCCCCCCGAGAACAAGCUGAAGGCGUUAAAGCAUGACCGAGACCAUCUCAAGAAGGAAGAGAAGCUCAGCAAACUGAAGGCGGAGGACAAAGAGUGGCUAUUUAAAGAUGAGCUCAUAAAGGUCUCCAAAGACGAGAAAUCGCUCAAGAGAAUCAAAGACCUGAGCAAAGACCUGGCUAAGUGUUUCCGAGAAGAGAAAGACCGCUCGAACAAGGCGGACAAAGAGAAGCUGCCGAAAGAGAAGUCCCCAAAGGAGGAGAAGCUGCGGCUCUACAAGGAGGAGAGGAAGAAGAAGUCCAAAGACCGGCCCUCCAGACUAGAGAGGAAGAACGACUUGAAGGAGGACAAGACGUCGAGAGAGAAGGAAAAGACUUUCAAAGAAGACAAACUCAAAAAAGAGAAGGUGUACAGGGAGGACUCUGCUUUCGAUGAGUACUGUAACAAGAGCCAGUUUCUGGAGAACGAGGACACCAAGUUCAGCCUCUCAGACGACCCGCAGGAGCGCUGGUUCUCCGACCUGUCGGACUCCUCCUUUGACUUCAAAGGGGAGGACAGCUGGGACUCUCCGGUGCCCGACUACCGAGAGAUGAAAAGUGACUCCGUGGCAAAGCUCCUCCUGGAGACUGUGCGGGAGGACUCCAAGGAGAAGCGGCGGGACAGCAAGGGCCGCGAAAAGAGAGAGCACAGCGAGCGGCGCAGCGACCGAGACGCCUUCUUCAGGAAGAAAGACCGGGACUACCUGGAUAAGACCGCCGAGAAGAGGAAAGACCCGACCGAGAAGCACAGAGGUGUCCCCAGCUACCUGUCCGAGAAAGACAAGAGGAGGAAAGAGUCUGUGGACGGAGCCAAGGACCGAAAGGACAAGGACCUGAGUGACACGUGCAGGGACAGAAAGGACUCUUUCGAGAGCACCAAGGAAAGGAAGGAGGCCAGAGGGAAGGCCGACGAGGCCUACAGAGAGGAGCUCAAAGAGUUCGGCUGCGACAGUUUCUUCAAAGACAAGUCUGACGCGGACUUUGUGAAAAGCCUGGAGUCUUGGGAAAGGCACCAUUCGGUAAAAGAAAAAGAGAAGAAGGAUGGCAUCGAGAAGGAAAAGAAAGAGAAGAUAAAAUCCGAGAAAUACAAGGAAAAGUCUAGUGACAAGGACAAGAAUGAGAAAGCUCUCCUUGAAAAGAGUCAGAAGGACAAAGAAUUUGAUAAAUGUUUUAAGGAGAAAAAGGAAGCCAAGGAAAAGCAUAAAGAUUGCAUACAUAGCAAAGAUAAAGAACGGAAGCCUUCUCUUGAUCAGGUGAAAGAUAAGAAGGAGAAAAAUUAUCCUGGAAUCCUCUCGGAAGACUUCUCUGAGAAGAAAGAGGAAAAAAGGGGGAAGGAGAAAAGCUGGUACAUUGCAGACAUCUUCACGGAUGAGAGCGAAGACGACCAGGACGAGUAUGCCACCAGUGGGUUCAAGCUCGGGGAGGGCCCCGAGGGGCCGAGGGCGGAAAGCUUGCAGGACCGGGAGGAAGGGAAAGAGCCCUCUGCUUUGGACAAGCACCGGAAGUACUCCUUGGAGAAGCAGCACUCAGAGAAGCAGAAAGAUAAAGAAUCCAAGGAUAAGAAAAAAGACAAAGGCUCCGCUGAAGGGGGCAAAGAGAGAAGAGAGAAGAGCUCUGACAAGCACAAAGACAAGAGAGAGAGAGAGUCCACAGAAAAGUACAAGGACCGGAAGGACCGAACUUCAGUUGACUCGAUUCAAGAAAAGAAAAGCAAACAAAAACUCCCCGAGAAGGUGGAGAAGAAACACUCCGUGGAGGAUAAGGUGAAAAGCCGGCACAAAGAGAAAGCUGACAAGGAUCAUUCCAAAGAGAGGAAGUCUUCCAAAAGCGCCGAGAUGGAAAAGAGUUUAUUGGAAAAGUUAGAAGAAGAAGCUCUCCACGAAUUCAGAGAAGACUCCAACGAUAAGAUCAGUGAGAUAUCUUCCGACAGCUUCACCGACCGAGGGCAGGAGCCUGGGCAGACUGCCCUGCUAGAGGUGUCCUUCACAGAGCCCCCCGAAGAGAAGGCCAGGGACGGCUCCUCCUGCCUGCAAGAGAAGCUCAGAGAGAGGCACAGGCACACCUCGUCCUCCUCGAAGAAGAGCCACGACCGGGAGAGAGGGAGGAAAGAGAAGACCGAGAAGAAAGACCGGAGCGAGGACUACAGAGACGCGGGCAGGAAGGACUCCGGCCAGUAUGACAAGGACUUCCCAGACGGGGACGCGUACAGCAUCCCUUACAACACGAAACCCGACAUGGAAGAGGAGUUCGAGAAAACCAUCGAACUCUUUUCCACCGAAAAGAAAGACAAAAAUGAUUCUGAAAGAGAACCUUCCAAGAAAAUAGAAAAAGAGCUGAAGCCUUACGGGUCCAGCGCCGUCAACAUCCUGAAGGAGAAGAAGAAGCGCGAGAAGCACCGGGAGCGGUGGAGGGACGAGAAGGAGAAGCACCGGGAGCGGCACCUGGAUGGCCCCCUGCGGCACCACAAGGAUGAGCCGAAGCCCGGGGCCAGAGACAGGGACAACCCCCCCAGUGCUAACCUGAGAGACAAGUCCAAAGAGGAAGCCCUCAGACUUGGCGACGCCAAGCCGAAAGACAGGUCCAGGGAGAGUCAGGAGAAGGGUGACACCACCAACAAGAUCAGCAAUGGGAAUGAGAAGCUGCCGCCACCCAGGGACCCCGGCCGCAAGGAGCACCGGCCCCGGGAGAAGCUGCUGGUGGACGGCGACCUGAUGAUGACGAGCUUCGAGAGGAUGCUCUCCCAGAAAGACCUGGAGAUCGAGGAGCGCCACAAGAGGCACAAGGAGCGGAUGAAGCAGAUGGAGAAGAUGAGGCACCGGUCUGGAGACCCGAAGCUCAAGGACAAGACCAAAUUGGCCGAGGAUGUGCGCAAAAAGGGCCUGGAGCCCCCCACGAAAAAGCCACUGGGGCUGGACGUGCAGCUGAGAGACAAGAAGCUCAAGGAGCCCAUGCCGCUGGCCCCGGCUCCACCCAAUGCCGACAGCAAAGGGCCCCCAGUGACAGGCUCAGAGCCCAAGGACUGGCUGGCAGGGCCCCAGAUGAAGGAGGUCCUACCUGCCUCGCCCAGGCCUGACCAGAACCGGCCUACUGGGGUGCCCACCCCCACUGCAGUGGUCUCGUGCCCCAGCUAUGAGGAGGUGAUGCACACUCCCCGCACACCGUCCUGCAGCGCCGAUGACUACUCGGACCUCAUCUUCGACUGCGCUGAUUCCCAGCAUGCAGUGCCUGUCAGCACACCCGCCAGCGCCUGCUCCCCGUCCUUCUUUGAUAGGUUCUCAGCUGCCCUGAGCGGCCUUCCCGAGAACCCCAGUCAGACCCCCACUCGGACUCUGCCCACCAGCCUCUACCGCUCCGUGUCUGUGGACACACGCAGGACGCCUGAGGAGGAGUUCAGUGUUGGGGACAAGCUCUCUCGGCAGCAGAGUGUCCCUGGCACCACCAGCUACGACUCACCGGCCCGACAACUACUGGAAGACAAGGUCCCCGCUGCCCUGGAGAAGUUCCCAUGCUCAUCCCCGGGGUACUACUCUCCCAACUACGGGGUCCCCUCACCCAAAGGGGAGGCUCUGCCCUGUGCUCCCCCCGCCGUCAACACCACCACGGCCUCAGAGGGAGUCUUCUCAAGUUUACAUGCCAAGUCCUCCCCUUCCCACAGGGAUGAGCUCGUGGCCCCCUCCCUGGAAGGGGCCCUGCCCCCUGACCUGGGCCUCCCUCUUGAUGCCACAGAAGACCAGCAGGCCACAGCUGCCAUCAUCCCCCCAGAGCCCAGCUACCUGGAGCCUGCUGAUGAGGGCCCCUUCAACACAGUCAUCACCGAGGACCCAGGCGAGUGGGUGCACCCCGCCACCUCUGAGCAACCCCUCUCCUCCACCCUUGGUGGGGUCCCCGAGAACACCGUUAGCUGGCCCCCUGUGGGGGCAGACCUGCUGCUGAAGUCCCCACAGCGACUAGCUGAGUCUCCCACACAUUUCAGCCCCGCAGAGCCCCUGCACCCUGCUGCCCCUGUGCCAUUCAUUGCCACAGAGCCCCCAUACCCAGCCUCUCCCCUUCCCUACCCCUUGUCAGUCCCUGAGCCAGGGCUCGGAGAUGUCAAGCAGGAGAUAGUCGAAGCGAUGGGAGUCACCCCUUCCGAGGAGCUAACCCCAUAUGCUCCUCCCUCUGGGCUUCCAGCCUUCUUCAGCAACUGCAAGCCCCUCAUGGACACUGCUCCCGACAUGCCCCCCGAACCUGCGAGUGUGGCCCCUGUAGCUCAGGCAGAGGCUCUGGGGCCACUGGACCACAAUUACCUGGAGGGAAGCAGCAGCGGCCCUUCUGUGCUCGGUCCAGAGGAGCCUGGACCGUGGCCAGACCCCUUCCCAAAUCCCGAAGAUGACCUGGACCUGGGGCCCUUCUCCCUGCCCGAGCUCCCUCUGCAGACAAAAGACACUUCCGACAUGGACACAGGACCUGCAGACGAGCGUCCGCUGCCCCCCCCAGAGCAGACACCUCUCGGGCCCCCCGAGGUUGAAAGCGGGGGUGACCUCUCCACAUCAGCCUCUGAGGAGGAACAACGGCCACCCUCCAACACAGCGUCCACACAGCUCCCUGCUGCCGAGCCUGCCCCUGCUGCCGAGCCCCAGGUGGAGGUGCCUCUUGAAACUGCGGCCCAGGUGGUGGACAUGGCAGAAGAGCCAGUCCCUGAGGACACGGGCCCCAGCCCAGCACCUGCAGCAGUCCCCACGGAGCCCCACCCAGCAGGGAGCGGGGACGAGACAGAGGCCAUGGAAGCCCAGGUGGUACCCUACUCCGUCCCUGACAGCCCCCCAGCAGACGGCACGGCCCAAGCCCUCCCCGUGGAUGGAGCUACCCUCCCCGCAGCCCAGGUGGAAGCCCCUGUGGGCAGCAUCCAGCCUGAAUCAGCAGACCCCACCCCAAAGCCACCCCGCACGGAGGAGAUCCCACAGCGCAUUACUCGGAACCGGGCCCAGAUGCUGGCCAGCCAGGGCAAGCAGGGCACGCCGCCCCCUGAGAGGGAGCUGCCUGCUGCCACCCCUACCCCCAGAGCCAAGGGCCGUGGCCCCGAGGACGAGGAUGCCCAAGCCCAGCACCCUCGCAAGCGCCGUUUCCAGCGCUCCAGCCAGCAGCUGCAGCAGCAGAUGAACACGUCGACGCAGCAGACGCGGGAAAUGAUCCAGCAGACGCUGGCCGCCAUCGUGGAUGCCAUCAAGCUGGACGCCAUCGAGCCCUACCAUAGUGACAGGGCCAACCCCUACUUUGAGUACCUGCAGAUCCGCAAGAAGAUCGAGGAGAAGCGCAAGAUCCUGUGCUACAUCACACCGCAGGCGCCCCAAUGCUACGCCGAAUACGUCACCUACACCGGUUCCUACCUCCUGGACGGCAAGCCGCUCAGCAAGCUCCACAUCCCAGUGAUCGCACCGCCUCCGUCCCUGGCUGAGCCGCUCAAGGAGCUCUUCAAGCAGCAAGAGGCUGUGCGCGGGAAGCUGCGUCUGCAGCACAGCAUUGAGCGGGAAAAGCUGAUCGUCUCCUGUGAACAGGAGAUCCUGAGGGUGCACUGCCGGGCGGCGAGAACCAUCGCGAACCAGGCCGUGCCCUUCAGCGCCUGCACCAUGCUUCUGGACUCGGAGGUCUACAACAUGCCCCUGGAGAGCCAGGGAGACGAGAACAAGUCAGUGAGGGAUCGGUUUAAUGCACGCCAGUUCAUCUCCUGGCUGCAGGACGUGGACGACAAGUACGACCGCAUGAAGACAUGCCUCCUAAUGAGGCAGCAGCACGAAGCAGCCGCGCUCAACGCUGUACAGAGGAUGGAGUGGCAGCUCAAAGUGCAGGAGCUGGACCCUGCGGGGCACAAGUCACUGUGUGUGAACGAAGUGCCCUCCUUUUACGUACCCAUGGUCGACGUCAAUGACGACUUCCUGCUGCUGCCAGCGUGACACGGCAACGCGACGCCAGGACACACUUCGGGCGCAAGCAGCAGGCACAGCGCGCCGGGCGGAGGAGCCUAGGGGAGGCUGCUGUGCCCACGCCACCCAGCCACCGCCACUGAAGGACGCCAGACGGACGCCAGGGGCGGGUGGGACGUGGACACCUCGUCCCCAUGAGGCCCACGCUUGGAUCCUAUUCCUGGCCAGCUCCAGUCGUGGCCACAGUCGUGGGAAGAAUGCGUGUGUUUUUAGAGCCUUGUUCCAUUCUGAUCAACUCCAGGACAGACCUAGGUGCCUGCCGCCUCUCACAGACACCGGCCUGGACCGGGAGGCAGGCGGGCGGGCAAGGACACUGGACUGAGUGCGUGCCGGCCGCCCACCUGCUGGGCACUGGGGGCGGACACAGAGCCAGGACUCUUCCGAUUGUGUUUUUAAUGGAGUCAAAUCCACGUGGUUUGUAUAUUUUUUCCUUUAAUCUUGGGCAUUUUGUUUCUCUUUCUGAGAACAUAACUUGAAACACUACAGAGCCAAUAAUCAUAUAAAAAGUGUAUCCCGUAAACGCUGUACAGUUUUAUACACAUUCACAAUGUACUUUUGCUGCCUUCUAGAUAAUUUAUUUUGCAACACAUUACUGCACAGUUGUAAAUAACUUAUGUACUGUAACAUCACUUUCAGUUAUGUGUAAAGAAAUAAAUAAAUUAAUUAAAAUAC